Molecule: messenger RNA, 2198 nt
Organism: Sesamum indicum (sesame)
Lineage: Eukaryota; Viridiplantae; Streptophyta; Magnoliopsida; Lamiales; Pedaliaceae
Product: rab GTPase-activating protein 22
Biological process (GO): activation of GTPase activity
Molecular function (GO): GTPase activator activity
Source: RefSeq, a predicted model, not a curated record
ACCCGGCAAUGAAGGCGAGUGGACAUCGAGUCCCUCGAUUCCGCGUCAUUUUCGUUCCUGUCUGGCACCUGAAGUAGAAGUAGUUGUCUUGAAUUAACUCUCAAGAGAUUUUGCUGUAAUAUCAAGAAACGUUUACUCCUGCAACGGGCAGUGUUUUUGGAUUUCUUUUUCGUGUCGGGUCGGGUCGAACAUUUCCAAGAUGACCAUCUUCUUCACCAACCUCUCCUACUGACAAAAUAAAAUAAAGACGACCAAAAGAGCACAACUUCCCCUAAUUUUUAAUAUAAUAUCCUAUUGGUUGGAAAGGGUCCACUGAAUGUCUGUUACAAGAAGAGGCCAGCUCUUGAUCUGGGUCCUUGAGGGAUGUUGAAUUGUUGGAUUUGAUCUGGGUUCCGUCAAUAACAGCUCACUGUUCCUGGGUCUUGAACUUUUCAAGAUUCAAGUUGGGAUUGUUUUCUUUUCUCUUUUUGUAAAGAAUAAAGUAGUUGUUCUUCCCGGUGAUACAUUGGCAAAAUGUGGAGAGACCCGGGAACUCCAGCUGAUUCUUAUUAUCAGGUGCGGCCUGAAUGCACUGAUGUGCCAGAGAGCAAGUUCAGAAUCAAGGCUGGAAAAACUUUAAGUUCCCGGAAAUGGAAAGCUUCUUUCUCUCCAGAAGGUUAUCUUGAUAUUGGCAAAACACUCCGUAGAAUUCAGCGCGGAGGCAUUCACCCAUCGAUUAGAGGUGAAGUUUGGGAGUUCUUAUUGGGUUGUUAUGAUCCUAAGAGCACCUUUGAGGAACGAGAGCAGAUACGGCAGCGUCGAAGAAUCAGCUAUGCACAUUUGAAAGAAGAUUGUCAUCAAAUGUUUCCCUUGGUUGGAAGCGGGAAGUUGGUCACUGCACCAAUAAUUACAGAAGAUGGUGAACCUACUCAGGAUCCCAUAGUACUUCAACAAAUUAAUCUUGAAAAAGAACCUGCAGCUCUUACUGUGGGGAAUGGUAAUGAUGAAAACCCAGAUGCUUCUGGUGGCUCCCAAAUGGGAAAACAAUCAAAUGGACAUGGUGCAAUGGACAAGAGAGAAAUUCAGUGGAAACUUACAUUACAUCAAAUAGGUCUCGACGUAGUACGCACUGACAGGACGCUAGUGUUUUAUGAGAAACAAGAACAUUUGUCAAAACUUUGGGAUAUCCUGGCUGUCUAUGCCUGGUUCGAUGCAGAUGUUGGCUACUGCCAAGGUAUGAGUGAUCUUUGCUCUCCAAUGAUUAUGCUUCUUGAGGAUGAGGCAGAUGCAUUCUGGUGCUUUGAACGCAUGAUGCGCAGAUUGCGAGGAAAUUUCAGAUGCACCGAGCGCUCUGUGGGGGUGGAGGCACAACUUGGUAAUCUAGCUUCAGUAACGCAAGUUAUUGACCCUAAACUUCAUCAGCACCUAGAAACUCUAGGCGGGGGUGAUUAUCUGUUUGCUAUCAGAAUGCUUAUGGUUUUGUUUCGCCGAGAAUUCUCUUUUCCUGAUUCUUUGUACCUUUGGGAGAUGAUGUGGGCCCUAGAGUAUGACCCUGAUUUAUUCUCCAUGUACGAGGAUCAUGAAUCAGCUGAAAAAUCUGAGGGACCUUCUAGGGGAAAGGCCAAGUCGAAACGGCACUGUGGGAAGUUUGAAAGAGAAAACCUGAAGAAUGGACGCAAAAAUGCUUCUACACCCCUACCUAUUUCUGUUUUUCUUGUGGCCAGUGUCCUAAAGGAUAAGAGCUCUAAGUUGACGGAAGCUCGAGGCUUAGAUGAUGUUGUUAAGAUUCUGAAUGAUGUUACUGGUAGCCUUGACGCCAAAAAAGCUUGCACAGGCGCCAUGAAGCUUCACAAGAAAUACCUAAAAAAGGCCAAAAAUACGUGAAACAGGCCAAAGUUAAUCUGAUGGAGUUAGCAUUUUGGCUUUGUCAAGUAACAACUCUCGGUUACCUGACAUAUGAGCAACUCCAGUAUUGUCAUGCUAAUCCAAUCUCAGGGAUUACCUAGGAGCAAACUCCGGCUUAGAUCCCAUUUGUUGUAUGUUGAAUUAUUUAUUUUUUCUGUACUGGUCAGUGACAUUCUUAUAUGACGACCUCUCCUGGUCUGUAAUUAUGUACCAGUACCACUAGGUGUUCCUGUAAUAGUUGAGAUGUAUGAAACUAAUUGUUUGUACAAGAUCUAAUCGACAUCAAUAAAAGAGAAUCAAUUUUCGGGACUGGC